GCACCUGACUGCUGGCUGCCUUCCCUUGAACUUGACCCCUCCUCCACCACUUCUUCCCCCCUCGUUCAACUUCAACUCCCCAUCGACAAACAUCCAAUAAUUCUCAACACCAUUCUGCUCGAAGCAGAACGAUCCGAAGGUCCUCGAGAUUCUUCGAGCCUUCGAAGCUCCCCCCUUCACACCCUUUGAUCUUGCCUAGCGACAUAGUGUCCCAGACUACAAUCGUCACCUCCGUCAGCGUUCCAUACAACCACGGCUUGGGUUGAGCCCCACACAAAAAGCACAGAGAUUCCUCAUUUCGCUGCUUUCACUGAUUCCACUCCCCCCAAGCUUUGCAUCAAGGUCGCCGGAUAUCCAGUCAUCGUCGCAAUGGACAGUCUAGUUCAUAUCACUCUCACCUCCUUGAAUGGGGAUAUCCGUCCUUCCGAACGAAUCCUAGACCUCCGUCCAGACCGCCGUUCCUUCCAGAUCGGUCGAGCCUCGAAGAGUGUCAGCAAGGGACUAUCAGGAGCAGUCGAUAAUGCCUGGUUUGAUAGCCCGGUUAUGUCCCGCAACCAUGCAGAGAUAUCACUCGAUCCCGAAAAUAAUAUGGUCAUGAUACGGGAUAUCGGCUCCACCCACGGAACUUACCUCAACAACACUGCAUUGGAACAAAAAAAGCAAAGAAGCGUCAGCGAUAAUGACAUUGUUGUAUUCGGCACUGAGGUUAGACGCGGUUCUGAAGUAUUCCCUGCAUGUGCCUUCCGUAUCAAUUACGAGUUUGUCCCCUACAAGACUAAGAGUAAUACGUUCACCUGCCCCGAUUCAUCUGAUGUCGAGGAUGAAGAAUAUGAAAUCAGCGAUGAUAAUAUCGAGGGGAAUGAGGGUUCUUCAAGCGAUGACGGGAUCUCAAUAGGAAGUCGACCAGUCAAGGCAUCCCAGGCUAUCAAUGCAAUCGAUCUCACCAGGGACGACUUUCCUGCUGCGUCCUCUGGGGACGAGGAAUCUAACGACGAAGAACGUUGCAAGGUGAAGAACAUACGUUAUCUCAUUGCUGGCAUCGACUCUGAUGACCAAACAAAGACCGAGUUCUACCCUCGUAUUAUCAGCGAUAGUGAUGAUGAAGAGGUACGAUCCUCAUCAUCCUCGGGCUCAAAUCUCCACUCAGACGAUAGCGGAUCUGAUGAUUCCGGCUCCUUGGAUGGUUAUGGCUUAGAGGAAGCUGAGGGCUCAGAGAUUCACGAUACCUUUGAGGAUCCGGAGAUGAACGUUGAAACCCACUCAGCUCCGGGCUCUCCAAAAAUCCAAUCCCGCCAAGCAGAUGAACACGCCAACUUUGGACCAUCCACUUCCAGCAGUGAUGAGGACAUGCGUGCGUCGUCAAUAGAACUCGCUGCACGCAUCCUCGCAUCGGAGAGCAUCAUGAGCGACGAAGAUGAUGAAAGCGAUUUCGGCCUCUCGGAGUCAGGAAGAGAAGGUAUCCAAGCACUUUUUGAUGAUGGUCUGCUCGAAAACGGCGAUGCAGAUCAUUAUGGUGAGCUUAGGCCUGAGGACGAGAGCAAUACCGACAGUGUCAUGUCUGGCAAAGGCCCUAUUAACGUUGCUGCGAACAAUGAUGAGAAUGAGAGACUGAAGCGUGGUACCUCAUUGUUCCAGCCCGCAGAAAUGCCACCCCAAACAAUUUCAAACUUCGAUAGUCACCAUGCUUACGAAUGCUCUGCUUUGCCGAUGAGGGACCCAUUUAGCCAAUCGACUACAGGUAUCAGACAGCCAAGCCCUUCUGAUGCAGCAAUGGUGAAGACUGCCAUUUCACUGUCCCGAGAGCCCAGCCAGGCUUCUAAUCCUUCAUUUGCGCGUAGUUCCCCAGUUAAAACCACUACUUGGGAGCAACUACUUGCUGAGAGUGGUGUACAAUCACUCGGCGAUAAGACCGGCAAACAUGCCUUUUUUGAGGCCAGAGAGGACAACAAAGCAAAGUUUUAUGCAACAGAGGACGGUGUCAUAUCGAAACCACCGGCUGGAAGAACAAUGCAAGGUUCAGAGUCCACAGGAUACCAAGAGCAGAAGCCACAGCACAAAGUCAUUGUUGCGACCCCGUCCACAGAAAGACGUCAAGGCAGAUAUACAAGGAGCCUUUCUUCUGUAGACAGUUAUGAUGCUGCGGAGCCCUCUGUUAUUCCUCCUCACUCGCCGGGUAUGGUCAAGGCGGCUGGUUCUUAUCCGCCGCUUUCUUACGUCAGUGAUGGUACUCAAGUACCAAUCUUUGAGAGAGACCCCAGCCCUCUGCUCGACAUGACAAGUGCUUUCGAAUACAAUAAGAGCAAGGCUUCCAUGGCAGCUGCGAGCAAGGAAGCAUCUUCUCAACCAGGACGUUCUAAGCUUAGCAUCCGUGAUAUCAUCGAUAGCUCAACAGCGGAUCAAACUAAGGACAAGAAACGCAAAGCAGACGAGAUCUCUAAUGUCAUCGAAGACGAGGUCAGAAUCUGGGCGGCUUCGUCCUCAUUAGAUGCUUCGAUUGGUUCGACAGAUAUGCCUGCAUCAGGAUCAGAGGUUGUAGCUACUCCCAAGCUUCCAGGCGUCAAGCAAGAUGUUGAGCCUAAUCUCCCCGAACAGCGAUCAGCGAAGAGGCUCAAGAGGAUCGUGGAGGGUGUAGGUUACGCCGCUCUCGGGGGUGCUGUUGUGGGCGCCGGCCUCUUCUCGGUCCUCGUUGCCACAGCUCCAGACUUCUUGUAAGUUUUGGACGCGGAAUCUCGAUCAUCCUACUAGAGUGGAGUUUCUUCCGGGGCUUUUUCAAGGGGCCUCUCUUUCUUUUUCGCGAUAUGGUUGGUAUUAGGUACUGAAGCUUUGAGGUAUUGGGUGCUCUCUAUAGGUAUUGAGAGCGAUGCAGAAUAUCCAAGGGGCGAUCGAUCGAUCGGGACGGAGUACUUGCUUGCUUUGCUUU
Molecule: messenger RNA, 2920 nt
Organism: Amorphotheca resinae ATCC 22711
Lineage: Eukaryota; Fungi; Ascomycota; Leotiomycetes; Helotiales; Amorphothecaceae
Exons: 5
Coding region: 370-2712 (780 amino acids)
Cellular component (GO): cytoplasm
Molecular function (GO): protein binding
Source: RefSeq, a predicted model, not a curated record